ACAAUAUCAAACCAACAAUAACCACUCGUUCCCAUAUUUUUCUCCGGCUUCAGUUGAUUUACCUACAAAUUUUGAGUCUGUUUUUUUUUUUUGGUGCCCGAAGUUCCUCUAUCCUCCAAUAACAAUGUGUGGCGGUUGGGCCUGUGCCUCCUAUGGCAUUGCCUGCAACAAUCAUCGUUUGUCCAAUAUGCGCUAUACUGGCCGCUGUUUUGCACCGACGCCGUGCGGCCCUUGCGAUAGUUGUUCCGCCUGCUGUGGCGGUGGCAGUUGUUGCGGCGGUUGUGGUUGGUAGUGUAAACAUUAAAACAUAGAACAAACAACUGACUGAAGCCUGACAAUAAUGAAUUCGAACAGUUGGCAUAGAAAUUUUGACUAGCAAUAGAAUAAUAAAUGCUUAAAUAGAAAUAUACAAGUUUAGUCGCUGUCUGUCAGCCAACGUACCACAGCAAAAUUUUACAGUUUCACGACGAGAUGUGCGGCGGCUGGGCUUGUGCCUCCUAUAGUCUGGCAUGCAAUAAUCCACAGCUUUCCACACUGCGCUUCACGGGACGUGAUUUCAUACCUACGCCGUGUGGACCCCAUGAUAAGUGUUUCGCCAAGGAUACAAGCUGCACCCGUGGCAAUUGUAACCGACCGCAAGGUAUCUCAGUCGAAAUGAAUCCUUGCCUGGAUCUAACCAAAACUGAAAAUCGCGAAGAGGGAUCACAUUCACCCAACCAGGCGAAAGAAAAUUGGAAAACAGCAUUUGAGAAAGUCCUACGUAGUCCGGCAGCCAACUCGAAAUAAUCGCUUAACUGUUUGAAUUAUGAGAUCUUUACAAAUAUAAAAUGAACAGUUAGGAAAAAUUCCUCAUGAGUUAUCCAA
Messenger RNA from Drosophila grimshawi, 864 nucleotides. Its product is annotated as male-specific sperm protein Mst84Db-like. The record is from RefSeq and is a predicted model, not a curated record. NCBI's taxonomy places the organism in Eukaryota, Metazoa, Arthropoda, Insecta, Diptera, Drosophilidae. The transcript is spliced from 3 exons. The coding region runs from base 125 to 292 and encodes 55 amino acids.